Messenger RNA from Hyaloscypha bicolor E, 827 nucleotides. Its product is annotated as ubiquinone biosynthesis protein COQ9. Gene Ontology annotation, biological process: ubiquinone biosynthetic process. The record is from RefSeq and is a predicted model, not a curated record. The coding region runs from base 69 to 827 and encodes 252 amino acids. The transcript has 2 exons. Gene Ontology annotation, molecular function: lipid binding. Lineage: Eukaryota; Fungi; Ascomycota; Leotiomycetes; Helotiales; Hyaloscyphaceae. Gene Ontology annotation, cellular component: mitochondrial inner membrane.
CGAGCCUCGCCUGGUCAAAGCAAUCAAUCAACCCAAACUUCACCUCAUUUAUCACCAACCACACCACGAUGGCAAUCAGAACUCAUCUUCCUCGGCUGCGACCGCUCUCAAAACGAAUUGCGCUCCCUAUCCUCCGCCCAUACCAUUCUUACGACCAUCCACCGCCACCCGGACCCUUUACGCCCACCGAAUCCUCGAUCCUCUCAGCGGCCAUCCCACACAUCCCCAGCCAUGGCUUCACUCACACGACACUCUCCCUAGGCACAAAAGAUGCUGGCUAUAUCGAUGCAUCGACAAACCUCUUUCCUAAUGGCACCUUCAGUCUCGUGCAUUACCACCUCUAUACACAACGUCUCGCUCUCGCGAAACAUGAGCAUAUCCUUUCACCCGCAUUAAAAGAAAGAGAGAAGGUCCCUGGAGUGGGAUGGAAGGUGAAGGCGCUGACGUGGGAGCGGUUGAUGGCAAAUAGAGAGAUUAUACAUCGGUGGCAGGAAGCACUAGCAUUCAUGGCACAACCAUCACACAUGCCAACAGCCAUUUCCGAACUGUCAUCGCUCUCAGACGAGAUCUGGUUUCUCUCCGGUGACACGUCGGUCGAUACCUCCUGGUACAUGAAGCGAGCUUCACUCUCUGCAAUCUAUGCAGCCACCGAGCUUUUCAUGACGACUGAUAAAUCACCUGAUUUCAUUGAUACGAGAGAGUUUCUAAACAGGAGAUUUAAGGAUGUACAAAUUGUGGGAGGAACGAUGGGGAAUGUAGCUCAAUGGGCUGGAUUUACGGCCCAUGCCGGGUUAAAUGUUUUGAGAUCUAAAGGCGUCAGAAUAUGA